AUGCUCCCUGAUGCCAUGGCCCCAAUGCGUAUCUGCACGUUGAUAUUUACACUUGCCUCCUCGUUGGUGUGGGCAGCUCCUCAUGGCAGCUCCGCAUCUCCAGCCAGCAGGCAGUCGACAGAGAAGCUCGUCUUCUGUCAUUUUAUGAUUGGCGUCGUAGAUGACAGAACCAGCGCCUCCGACUACGACAAUGACAUGCAGCAAGCCAAGGCCGCUGGGAUAGACGCCUUCGCGCUUAACAUCGGCAUAGACGGCUUUACAAGUACACAACUUGACUUUGCAUACGAGUCUGCCCAUUCCAAUGGCAUGAGCGUCUUUAUCUCCUUCGACUUCAACUGGUACUCAACGUCAAACACUUCAGGCAUAGCAGACACGAUUGGCACUUAUGCAGGCUAUCCAGCGCAGCUCUUGAUUGACAGCAAGGUCUUUGUCUCUUCUUUCUCUGGAGAUGGCUUGGACCUUGCUGGCGUCCAAUCUGACUUGACAGCCCACGAGAUCUUCUGGGCGCCCAACUUCCAGCCAAAUAACAUUGCCUCCGCUGAUGCGCUCUUCAACUGGAUGGCAUGGCCGAAUAAUGGCGACAACAAAGCUCCAGACGCUGGUAAUAACUUGACAGUCUCUGAAGGCGACACAAGCUAUACAACCGCUCUUAAAGGGAAACCCUACGUUGCACCCGUCUCUCCUUGGUUCUCGACCCACUUCGGCCUUGAGGUCAAAUACAGCAAAAAUUGGGUCUUUCCUUCCGACCUUCUUUGGUUCGAUCGCUGGACUGAGAUCCUAAAUCUUGGCUCGCAGUUCGUCGAGAUUCAAACCUGGAAUGACUAUGGCGAAUCUCAUUACGUCGGACCUCUCUCAUCUCCUCACAUCGACGACGGGAACUCGAAGUGGACAAACGACAUGCCCCACGAUGGUUUUCUUCAAAUGGCCAAACCUUACAUUGCUGCUUUCCACGCCGGGUCCAAGACUGUAGAUAGCCACAUCGAGUCUGACCAGCUAAUUUACUGGUAUCGCCCUACCCUCAAGUCUGCCUCUUGUGGCUCCACGGACAACUGCGAACAGCCGUGGCCUAGUCCCACACCCAAUCCCAACUACUUCACUGGCAAGCCCAACGGCUAUGAUACCAUGGAGGAUUCUGUCUUCGUCAUUGCUCUCCUGACUUCCCCUGGAAGUGUUACCGUAACUUCUGGCGCCAAUGGGCCCGAGACAUUCGGUGCUCCGGCAGGCGCUAGCUCCUGGCAGGUGGGCAUGGGAACGGGCAAACAGUCAUUCUCCCUGACUCGUAAUGGGCAGAAAAUUCUUAGCGGGGACAGUCUGAAAGACAUCAUUAGCGAUUGUGUUUGCGGAAUUUACAACUUUAACGCCUAUGUCGGAACGCUGCCAGCUGGAGCGUCGGACCCGCUCUCAGCAGAUGGCUUGAGAAGCUUCACCAACAGUCUGUCCGCCACAUGCCAGCCAACGCCUUCUCUUGGCACCGCAACAGGAGCGGGGACAGGGGUUGUUGCUGUCCCUACUGCUGUUGGCACUAAUUCUUCGGCUUUAUCAAUGAUUGGCGGUACUGGAAACUCUACAUCAUCAGGCAGUGGUGGUCCCCAACCCUCAGCAGUCAGAAUCGCAGUAUCACCUCUUCAAGGCUCUGGCGCGACAUCCUCAUCCGCCGUAGCAGGAGCACCGGCAACAACAUCGCAGACUCCUACAACCACGUCAUCGACCACCGCAGCAAUUAUGGGUAGUGGAAGCAAGACAAUAACAGCGCUGAGUCAGCUGUUCCCAACGAAUUGUAUGCAUGCUGGCUUUGUGUGGGGAGGACCUCCAGGCUCAGAUCCUGCUGCAUGGUGUAAUGGUGGAUGA
Letharia columbiana is the source of this 1848-nucleotide messenger RNA. RefSeq lists its product as uncharacterized. Gene Ontology annotation, molecular function: glucan endo-1,3-alpha-glucosidase activity. Lineage: Eukaryota; Fungi; Ascomycota; Lecanoromycetes; Lecanorales; Parmeliaceae. The record is from RefSeq and is a predicted model, not a curated record. Gene Ontology annotation, biological process: mating projection tip cell wall disassembly. The coding region runs from base 1 to 1848 and encodes 615 amino acids. The transcript is spliced from 5 exons.